Molecule: messenger RNA, 1443 nt
Organism: Talaromyces proteolyticus
Lineage: Eukaryota; Fungi; Ascomycota; Eurotiomycetes; Eurotiales; Trichocomaceae
Exons: 1
Coding region: 174-1085 (303 amino acids)
Source: RefSeq, a predicted model, not a curated record
UGUAGUUCUUUAAUUUACUGGAAUCUACAUAUCGCUCGACCAAUCGCCUUUGCGACUAUUGAACCAGUCCUAGAUACUUUGCUGAGCACCUUUUUAACAUCCUCCAAUAAUCUUCAUGAUGCUCCAUCGUCACGAUUCCCCGGUUCACGGUACAUUAUCUUGGUAGUCUUCACAUGGACCCUGCUAUUAAACCUCAUUUUGGCACUAUCGCGAGCCUCAUCGGCGAUACCUCUACUGAAGAUAUUGCCAUAAAGCUGCUCAAAGCACGAGGUCAACUAUCUCCAGAAAAGUACUCUGAACUACUACAGAAGCUUCUCGUCAGAUCAUUCAGCAGAGGUUGCUCCGACCUGGUAAUUCACCUCGUCCGGCACGAGGAGGCUCCGCUGGCGAACCUCGAGCCGUCUCGAGCCGCACAAUGCCCUUCGGUCCCGGUACUCAAUGCCCUGUCAGAAGCUGGAUGGGAUGUCCUUCAAGUCGACCACAAAGCAAAUAACAACUGUCUGAUUGAUAUGGUAGUUGAACAUGAAGCGUCCGUUCGCUGGCUUAUUGAACAUGGUGCCAAGGUAGAUAGAGGGCAAUUUGACGACGAAUACGCCCUCUGGCCGCGUCCCGCGCCUCUCCUGGAAACUUGCGCCAGCUUCGCCUCGCUUGACACUUUCAAGCUCAUCCACAACAGUGGUGCUCGCAUAAGCCGGAGGACAUUACACAAGGCUGCUGAAGGCUCUGCGUGUGCAGGUGCGGACCCAGGCAAGCCGGAUGGUGGCAGGUUACAGGGCGAGGGAGAGGGGGGUUAUGGCAAGGAAGAGAGGGCAAAGGUAUUGCGGUACCUGGUCGAAGAGAUCGGUCUAAACAUCAAUCAGCUGGACAGCGAUAGCCCGAGACAUUUCCAUUGGGGGACUCCGAUCAAUUACGCAGCGAAAUCUCGAUACGGAGCGAGCACGGUAGCUUGGCUACUGGAGAAGGGCGCAGACCCCAGCAUUCUGGGACUGGACAGCAGCCAAGAUGCCGAGGGCAUUGCGGCUUACGAAGGCUCGAAAGAAACAGUGAUGCUGAUACAAGCUUGGAAGCGCAAGCAUGAAAAAUAAUCUUCUGUGACUGGCCAAAAGAGAGUUUCCAUUAAUAAUCAACGGUCUCCCGGAAACAGAAAAGCCUUUGACUGCACAGGAACCGCGGAAUAUCUCCAGCAUCCAUUAUACUCAACGAGUCAUCAUUUAGUUUGAUUACAUCUGCUAUUUUACUACAACAGGUUCCCGCUGAAGAGCUUUUACAAAAUACACAAUACUUGAGUUCUCAAAGAGCAAUUACAGUGCAUUUUCACAAUAAGCAAGCAAUAGAACGCUCUCAUUCUACUUAACAAAGUCGAUGUGUUUCUCAAGACCCAGUUAGAACAUAACGAACUCACCAAUAGCGAUGUAGUGAUCAUCUUAGAUAUUAGAAUAAUUC